This is a messenger RNA of Fusarium sp. VM40, 714 nucleotides long. NCBI's taxonomy places the organism in Eukaryota, Fungi, Ascomycota, Sordariomycetes, Hypocreales, Nectriaceae. The record is from the annotation of a GenBank genome assembly.
AUGGACGAUGAUUCUACUCCCUUGGCUUCCCUCUCAGUCACACACGUCUACUAUGACCCUGAAGACUAUUUAUCCCUCGCAUGCGCCUACCUCGCUCUCCUCCCCCAAGCCCUCUGCGUCGUCUACGCCACCCUCGUCCUCUUCACCCGCGAGGUCGAAGUCGCCCUCAUGUUCCUCGGUCAGCUCGCCUGCGAAGUCCUCAACUUUGCCCUCAAGCGACUCAUCAAAGAAGAGCGUCCGCGCCGCAUACACGGCAAGGGCUACGGCAUGCCCAGCUCCCACGCACAAUUCGUCGCCUUCUGGAGCGUCUCCCUGGCGCUGUUCCUGCUCGUCCGCCACAAGCCGCCCCGCGUGCACCAGGGUCGCGCGGAUAGCAGCGUGCACCGGCCCUGGAGUGUUCUCGAGAGAGUGGCAGUGAGCGUGGCUGGGGCUGCGAUUGCAGCGGCGACGGCCUGGAGCAGGGUGUACCUAAACUACCACACCCCUAAGCAGGUUGUCGUGGGCAGUGUCGCCGGUGUGAUAAGCGCUGUUGGGUGGUUUGUGAUUGUCGCUGUUGUGAGGCAGACUGGCUGGUUGGGCUGGGCGCUAGAGACGCCUCUGGCAAGGGUGUUCAGAUUCAGGGACUUGGUGGUGGAGGAAGAUAUGUGUCAGGCGGGUUGGGAGAAGUGGGAGGAAAGAAGGGCUGUUACCCAAUCUACAAAGAAGAAUAGAUAG